CUUACGUUAUUUUGUAUUGCAGGGUUUGGAUGCAGAUAUGUUUGGGGAGAUCCUGAGUUACAUCUACUCGGGAACCCUCCAUGUGUCCAUGGACAAAGUGCAGUCCCUGUACCAGGCAGCCGACCUCCUCCAACUGGACUAUGUGAGAGACACCUGCAGCAGCUAUAUGGCCAUGAAUGUGGACCGCUCCACCUGUGUGGACCUGUACAAGUUUGCGGAUGUCUUUUCUGUGGUCAUUGUCAGUAAAGCUUGCCAGCAGUGGGUCCAUAGAUACUUUGUUGAGUUUUCCUCCAGUGAUGAGUUCUGCGGCCUGAGUGUGACUCAGCUGAAUGAGAUCAUCAGCCAUGAUGAGCUGGAUGUUAAAGAGGAGACAACAGUGUGGGAGGCUGUGGUGAGAUGGGUGCAGCACAGCAGGGAGGACAGAUUGCACCAUCUACCCAGCAUCCUCCCUCACAUCCGCUUCAACUUGCUGACCUCAGACAACACGGCAGCCAUCUUGGAUCACCCCCUGGUCAGAGAGGAUCCUGGGAGUUCUCAGGUCAAUGUGGUGCAGAAGGGGAACCUCAAUCUAAAGCCGAGGCUUGGGAUGACUACAGAGAUGGUUCUGCUGCAGAAUACGAGUGUGAGGGGAGAUGCUUUCCUCUUCAUGAACCCUCAGGAAGGAACGUACAUCAGCUGCGGUUACAACACUGCCACUUUGGUUACAACCAUGGCAGUUACCAGUAAUAACGAUAUCUACAUGGUAGAUUUUGAUGAUUCAGAGCCGCUUGAGUUGUCCAUGUUAAAGUACAACCAUGCCAAAAACGUUUGGGAAGAUGCAGGUAUGCCAUCAAUGUCUGUGUUGGACCGGUCUGGACCAGAAGAGGAUUUGAGGGUCUACAAAGGGAACCUUGUUGAAGUUGAUCAGAUUUUAUUUUAUAUUGCUGCUGAAAGCGCAGGCGGUUCAACAAUGUGGAUGAAAAAAUACAACCAGCACACGAACCAAUGGCAGGAGUGUUCACAGCUGCAAGUUGACAGACCUGAAUACUACAGUACAGCAUUGUCCUGCGGUUCACACAUUUAUUUUCUGACAAGAACUGAAGUGCAUCGCUAUGACCCGAGCCAGGACCGUUGGAGCAAGAGGGACCCACCGCUGAUCCUACGUGACGUCUGCACAGCUGUUGCCAUGGGAACGGAGAUUUUCUGUACAGAUUAUGAAUUCACUCGAACGAUGGUGUACGACACAGAGUCAGAUCGCUGGCAAAUAUUACAAGGCUGGCCAAACCCAGGAACCCUUGAACUUGAUAAUGUUACCAGGCUCUUUGUACUGGAGAAUCAGCUACAUGUAUUGUUAACCUGUAGCAAUAAGAUGUAUCUCGUUUAUGUGUAUGACAGGUCUGCAGAUGCCUGGAGAGACUUGAAGGCCACCCUGCCUAAUACGAGCUAUUAUGCGCAAGGUUCUCAUUGCCCUGUGGCACGUAUAUACCUUCCAUAUCUUAAGGGGCAUAAGAACACAUAAACUUCUUACACAUUUUAGCGUUAAUGCACAGGUUAAGGCCAUAUAGGACAUGCCCGACAGCCUGGAUUAACGUUUUGUUUAGAUCUCAGGCUUUGCUGAAAAUCUCCAGAGUGUGAUAGGUCUUUUACUACAGGUUGUAGUACUAGAUUUCAUACCAAGAAGACAUUUCAUAGAAACGCUUCCUUCUUUCUUUCAUAUAGGUAAGGAAUAUCUUCUUUAAGGGUCUUAAAUCCAUCAGCCUUGCUGCCAUUCUAGGGAGUUUCCUGGGGCCUUGUAGUGUUAUUUGGUGAGAUGUUGGGGG
Molecule: messenger RNA, 1799 nt
Organism: Branchiostoma floridae (Florida lancelet)
Lineage: Eukaryota; Metazoa; Chordata; Leptocardii; Amphioxiformes; Branchiostomatidae
Product: kelch repeat and BTB domain-containing protein 2-like
Exons: 4
Coding region: 38-1498 (486 amino acids)
Molecular function (GO): protein binding
Source: RefSeq, a predicted model, not a curated record